This is a messenger RNA of Prinia subflava (tawny-flanked prinia), 1590 nucleotides long. It is a transcript of the gene SHE, whose product is annotated as Src homology 2 domain containing E. Gene Ontology annotation, molecular function: phosphotyrosine residue binding. The record is from RefSeq and is a predicted model, not a curated record. Lineage: Eukaryota; Metazoa; Chordata; Aves; Passeriformes; Cisticolidae. Bases 11 to 1288 code for a protein of 425 amino acids. The transcript has 6 exons.
CCCCAGCUCCAUGGCGGCCAAGUGGUUCAAGGAGUUCCCAUCCAACUUGAAGACGGUGUCAGAGAGGGCUCGGCCGGGAAGCGGCAGCCUCGGGAAGGGCCGCAAGAAUUCAACCGCUGAGCUUGGGGGCUACCGGGCGGCUGGGGGUGGCAAGGAAGGGGGCAGCCGGCUGUCACGAGACAACCUGCAGGGUCUGCUCCAGGCCGCCACCGGGAAGAUGCGGAAGAAUUCCCGAGUGGAGGGAGGCACAUCAGAGGGACCGUCCAAAACCUACAUCAAUCGCCUCAUCAAGGUGGAGGCUUCUGAGAAGAACGGGAAGGGACACCCUGGACCCCUGCCUGCCGGCCUGCCUGCCCCCGAGCAGGACAAGGCGAAGCCUCCCAAGACAGAGACGGUCAUCAUCCUGGAGGAUUACGCAGACCCUUAUGACGCCAAACGGACCAAGGGGCAGCGGGAUGCCGAGCGCCUGGGGGAGAACGAUGGGUACAUGGAGCCCUAUGAUGCCCAGCAGAUGAUCACAGAAAUCCGUCGUCGUGGCUCCAAGGACCCCCUGGUCAAAGCCAUCCUGCUGCUGGACGGUCGUGGAGAGCUUGGGGACGGGGGUGCCAAAGUGGAUCUUGCCAAGCGGCUGGGGGGCAAGGAGGUGGCAGGGAAGGGACCACAGCUCUAUGACACCCCUUAUGAACCGAGGGAGGGGGUGGCCGGGGGGACCCCAGAGCACAGAGUGAGGGCUGGUGAUGGGCGUCUGCCUGAGAAUGACGAUCGCCCGGCGGGGGAGUAUGAGCAGCCCUGGGAGUGGAAGAAGGAGCAGAUUGUCAAAGCACUGUCAGUCCAGUUUGAGGGCUCAGAGUGUCCUAAGGAGGAGACACUGCGGCAGCAUAUACGCCAGAAGAGUUGGACUCCCAAGAUGCUGAAGCCGGCAGGCACCGAGUACAGCGAGGGGGAGCGGGUGGACCCUGCCCUGGCACUGGAGAAACAGCCCUGGUACCACGGAGCCAUCACGCGGGCGGAGGCGGAGAGCCGGCUGCAGACGUGCCGGGAGGCCGGAUACCUGGUGCGCACCAGCGAGACGGGCAGCGGCAAGUACUCCAUCGCGCUCAAGACCAGCCAGGGCUGCGUCCACAUCAUCGUGGCCCAGACCAAGGACAACAAGUACACGCUCAGCCAGGCCAGCGGCGUCUUCGCCAGCAUCCCUGAAGUUGUGCACUACUACUCCACUGAGAAGCUACCCUUCAAGGGGGCUGAGCACAUGGCCCUGCUGCACCCCGUCCACUGCAAGCUGCAUUAGUGUCUGCUGAUGCCACCCCCGAGUGGUCUGCAACCCCCUCCCCUGUGGCAUGAGACAGGGUGCGGCCACAGCAAUGGGCACAUACCACGGGAAGGGUCCGGUGAGAACCUCUUUGUCAUGUCUCCAGUCCUGAAGGGACCCCACUCCUAGACUCCAGCAGAGCUGCCCCUUUUGAGGGGACAAAUCCUGACCACCCUGUGCCAGAACCGAUUUGUCACGGGGCUGCCCAUGUGCCCGAGGUGGGGGCAUGUAGUGAGACUGGAACGUGUAAUGAUCUAGCAAAAUAAACUUGUUGGCUGAGA